AUGGAGCUUGUCGUGGAUUAUUUGAAGGCCAAAUAUGAGCAGCCUGAUACCGUGCUUCCCCCUCACAUGUGGGCCGCUCUGCUGGUCCUGUUAGGGGCUACAGCCUCUCAGGCUCCGCUGGCUGAUGGAGGAAAGCCCAGCAGAACCGCGGGGGAAACCAGGCCCGACAUGACAGCGCCGGGACGGGAGAAGAAAGCCCGCCAGCAGCCGCGAAUGGCCGUCCGGCCGGAGGCGGCGUGGGCUGCGGGUCGCUACGCCGUGCUGGCCGCUCUGUGCGCCCUCUGCUACGGCAACUCUCUCCGAGGGGAGUUGGUGCACGACGACGUUUGGGCUAUCGUCAACAACCCGGACGUCCGACCGGGGUCCAGCCUCCGAAACGUCUUCAGCAACGACUUCUGGGGCAAGAGGAUGGCGGACAACACGAGCCACAAGUCCUACAGACCCCUGUGCAUCCUCACCUUCAAGUUGAACAUCCUGCUGGGUGGAAUGACUCCGCUGUAUUUCCACGCCGUCAACGUGUGCCUGCACUGCGCCGCCACCUGCCUGUUCAUGUACACCUGCGACCGCUGCGUGUUCGGAGACCAGCGGCUGGCCUUCAUCACCGCGCUCCUCUUCGCCGUGCAUCCCGUCCACACCGAGGCGGUGUCUGGGAUUGUGGGCAGGGCUGACGUCUUGGCCUGUUUGCUAUUCCUGCUGACAUUCCUCUCCUAUAUUAGGAGCGUGGGGGAUGGCCUUUCCAUCUCGGAGGACGCCCUGCCGUCCACAGCGUCAGUGUGGUCCCUGCUGCUCAGUCUGCUGCUGGGCACCUGCGCCAUGCUGGUCAAGGAGACGGGCAUCACCGUGUUUGGAGUGUGCCUGCUCUACGAUGCUCUGGUGCUGUGCCGCAGGCCUCUCGCGCAGCACCUGUCUGGCUCCAGAAACAGGGAACUUCUCCACAUCUGGACCCCCCUCAUUAAACGAGUUUGCCUCAUCUCAGGCUAUGUGGUCAUUAUCAUGUCCGUCAGACUUCGGCUGAUGGGCGGUUCCAUGCCUCUUUUUUCUGAACAGGACAACCCCGCCUCUUUCUCACCUCAUUUACUCACCAGGAUCCUAACCUACUCUUACCUGUUGUCCUUUAACGCCUGGCUGCUGCUGGCCCCCAUCGUGCUGUGUUAUGACUGGCAAGUGGGUAGUAUUCCCUUGGUGGAAUCUCUGGGGGACAUGCGCAACGUGGCCACCAUGCUGCUGGCUGUGGUGAUGGUCGCUCUCUGCCUGCACUGCGUCUUUUCUUUACAGAGACAGGACAGCAGGGAGGUGUUGGCCGGAAUGCUGUUCCUGGUGUUUCCCUUCAUUCCAGCAAGUAACCUUUUCUUCAGGGUGGGAUUUGUCGUUGCAGAGAGGGUUCUCUACAUGCCAAGUAUGGGUUACUGUAUCCUGGUGGCUCAUGGCCUGGGCCGGCUGUGUUCGGUGGCGGGCCGGUGGGGUACCACAUUCCUCAGCGUCUCCAUGUUGCUGCUGCUCCUGCUCUUCUCCUGGAAAACAGUCCAACAGAACAAUGUCUGGCUCUCCAGGGAGGCCCUCUUUCGCUCUGGCAUCCAGACCUUGCCUCACAAUGCCAAAGUCCACUACAACUACGCCAACUUCCUGAAAGACAGCGGUCGGCACCAGGAGGCCAUUCACCACUACAACACUGCCCUCAGGUUAUACCCCCGACAUGCCAGCGCAAUGAACAACCUAGGCACUCUAACCCGCAGCCCAGAGGACGCUGAGCGGUACUACAGGAAAGCGCUGGACACCAACCCUCAGCACAACCGGGCUCUGUUCAACCUGGGAAACCUUCUCAAGUCCAAGGGGAAGCAGAAGGAGGCGGAGGCCCUGCUGAAAGACUCCAUCCACUAUGGCCCACAUUUCUCCGAUGCGUACUCCAGUUUGGCAUCACUCUAUGCAGAGCAGAAACGCUUUGCUGAUGCAAAUGAAGUAUAUUUAAAAGGUAUAGAAAACUGUCCAGACAGCUCCGACCUUCAUAACAACUAUGGAGUCUUUCUGGUUGAUACAGGAGAAGGGGAGCUGGCUGCAGCCCACUACCAACAGGCAGUGCGCCUUAAACCGGCACAUUACGUUGCCAUGGUGAACCUGGGCCGUCUGCUGCGAUCAUCCAAUGAAAACCAAGAAGCCGAGUCUUGGUUCAAAAGGGCACUGCAGGUAACCAGGAAGGUGGACAUCCUGACCCCCCUCGGAGCGCUGUACUACAACACGGGCCGCUACCAGGAGGCCCUGCAGGUGUACAGAGAGGCUGUCACCCUGCAGCCGGACAGCACUGAGAUCUGGCUGGCUUUGGCUCAGGUUUUGAUCAUGGCUGGCCAAUCCAAAGAGGCAGAAAAGAUGACCCAGGACAUCAUAUCCAGAGAAAGCAGCUGCAUCGAAUGUUACCGCCUCCUCUCUGCCAUCUACAGCAAGAGCGGCAACUACACGGAGGCUCUGGAGGCUCUGGACCGGGCAAUACAGCAGAAUCCCAGCGAUGCGACGGUGAAAGCAGAGCUGUAUUUCUCCAAAGGAAACCAGCUGAGAGAGAUGAACCAACUGGACCAGGCCUUUGAGAGCUACAAGGUGGCUGUUGAGCUCAAACCGGACCAGUCCCAGGCCUGGAUGAACAUGGGAGGAAUUCAGCACAUCAAGGGAGACUACACCUUGGCGAGGAUGUACUACCAGCAGGCCCUGCUUCUGAGUCCCGGCUCCAAACUGCUGAAGGAGAACCUGGCCAAGCUGGACCGGCUGGAGAGGCGAGUGACGGGCGGGGCCUAG
Messenger RNA from Menidia menidia (Atlantic silverside), 2781 nucleotides. The record is from the annotation of a GenBank genome assembly. Lineage: Eukaryota; Metazoa; Chordata; Actinopteri; Atheriniformes; Atherinopsidae.